CUGGUCAUGUUGCCAGGAGGGCCAAAAUCGCGCGAAUUUUCACACGUAAACAACGCGUAGAAUACGUGUUGUUUACGUGUGAAAAAUCGACGCGUAUUCUACGCGCAAACAACACGUAUUCUACGCGCAAACAACACGUAUUCUACGCGCAAACAAGUGUUUACGUGUUGUUUACGUGUAAGAUUUCGCGCGAUUUUGGCUCCCGCGGCCUUCCAUACCUAAAAUCCGAAUUCCUGGCGUCAUGCUAAAGGGGGCGUGUAAAGAUGGCUGCUGUCAUGAUGAAAGUUGGUUCUAGUAAGUUUGCUUCUGUUCGUGUUCAACAGCCCGCUCUGCGAUUAGUUGCCGCCACCGCCGCGCUCAGAGCCGUUAGUCUGUCUGCGACUCAGACACUUCCAGAGAGAGUGAAGAUUGUGGAGGUUGGACCGCGAGAUGGGCUGCAGAAUGAGAAGGCCAUUGUUCCAACUGAAGUGAAGAUCCGUCUGAUUGAUAUGCUCUCUGAGGCGGGACUUCCUGUCAUAGAGGCCACAAGCUUUGUUUCACCUAAGUGGGUCCCUCAGAUGGCCGAUCAGGACGAAGUGAUGCGUGGGCUUCACAAGAAACCUGGUGUGAAUUACCCCGUUUUGACUCCCAAUCUUAAGGGCUUCCAAGCUGCUAUGAAUUCUGGUGCAAAAGAGGUGGCAAUAUUUGGGGCUGCCUCAGAGCUUUUCACCAAGAAGAACAUAAAUUGUUCAAUAGAGGAAAGUCUUGUGCGUUUCGAGGAGGUGAUGACAGCAGCCAAACAAGAGGGAGUUCCUGUCAGAGCCUAUGUGUCAUGUGUACUAGGUUGUCCGUAUGAAGGAAAGGUAUGGCCAAACAAAGUAGCGGAGGUUGCUAAGCGCCUAUACUCUAUGGGAUGUUAUGAGAUUUCCCUUGGUGAUACCACUGGUGUGGGAACCCCGGGUGGCAUGACAGAGAUGUUGAAUGUUGUUAAAAAAGAGGUUCCUGUGGAAGCUUUGGCUGUUCACUGUCAUGACACAUAUGGACAAGCACUGGCUAACAUACUUGUAGCAUUACAGAAUGGGGUAAGUGUUGUGGACUCCUCCGUUGCGGGACUGGGUGGCUGCCCUUAUGCAAAAGGGGCUUCUGGGAAUGUUGCAACAGAGGAUGUAGUCUAUAUGCUGAAUGGACUAGGAAUCCAUACUGGAGUGGACCUGCCCAAACUGUUGGAUGCUGGCUCAUACAUCUGUCGCUCCCUCAAAAGAAGGACAAAUUCAAAAGUAGCUCAGGCUUCCUGUAAGCUUUGAAACAAGUGAUUUUAGGCAUCAUUGUGCCUGAUAUGAUGAAAGCAACUGUUGCCCCUUAAAAUCUGUUGAUUUACUACAUGUCUGCAAUAAAAAGUAUCUGUCAGUACAGGACUGAACAGACCACCUGCUGAACAGUGGCAGCCUGUGACUUCUUUUUCGAGGGCGCUCAAUGCGAAGUUUGUCGCAACAUGUAUGUAACCCAUCAUGUGUGUGGUUCAUAAUUUCAAAGUGUGUAAUCUGCGGGUUGUGCGAUCCUAUGUGCAUCACGUGUCUUGUCAAAAUAAGUGCCUGCUGCAGACGCAUCUAAAGGGUUUAUGAUAAGAGACGCUCGUGUUUGCCAGAUACUCACAUAAUCUCAUUUGUAAUCCAAGUUAACUGUUAAGGGAGUGUCUUGCAUGUAUUUUGUAGGGGUGGGAAUCUCUGGGCACCUCACGAUUCGAUUACGAUUCAGAGGGCAGCGAUGCUAAAACGGUAAUUUAUUGAGUAACAAUCUUUUUUUUUGUGUUACUAUAGAUACUUUGCUUUAAAAGUACCAAGUUAUGACCCAUGAAGAAUUUACUUACAUAAUAUUUUAUUAACAUUGCAAAGAACCAACAGAAAAAUAAAUGUGUGUCUGAACUAGCAGACAUCUCUGAGUGGAAAACGUGUAAUAUGGUUUCUCAUUUGUCGUGUUUCCGAAAUUAUUUCUAGGUUAUGUCAAACAAAACAAAAAUGUGUGGCUUUUGUCUAGCUCAUUUCUUCUUUCAACUUCAUAGAAGCCAAAAUAUUUCCACACGUCAGCUUUUAACGAGGAGGGUGUUCGUAUUUCGCUGUCUGGGCACUGCACUUCCGCGCUUCAGAGUUCCGCCUUUUGCAUUCCAUCAAUAUCACUUUAUUAGAAAACAUUUUUUCAGAAAAUCGAUUUUUGACAUUUGUGAAUCGAUUCAGAAUCGUCCAUCUCCCGCAUCGCGAUGCAUCUGAGAAUCGAUUUUUUUUCCCCCACCUCUACUAUUUUGUGAACGUGAGCGUCUCUUUUAUCAUGAACUGUUUUGACACGUGUGCAGCAGGCACUUAACUGUAUUUUGAAAAAACACGUGAUGCACAUAGGAUCACUCUGCACGCAGAACACAUAUUUUGAAAACACAAGCAACACACAUGACAGUCCGAACACUUAUUUUGAAUUUGCGCCCCUCGGAGGAGCAGUCACGAGCCGCUGCUGCUAAAAAACUGUCCUGGUCCUCAUGACCCAACAUAUCCCAAUAUUCACAAUCAGGCAAGCCCAAACUAAUAAUGCGUUGAUUGUUUGUGAAAAAAUAUCUUUGGUGUCUUUCAUGUGUAUAUUUUUAUUAAAUUAAGUAUGUUUUAUAGCUUGCUGGAAUAGGAUAUAUAUGAUGCCCAAUACUUAUGAAACCUAUUUAAAAAAAUAUGAUUGAUUUCAUAAAAUUGAUGUCAUAAAAUGUUAUGAAUAAUACAAGCAAACAUCUCUUUUGGUGUAACAUAAUUAAAGUGAAUGUAGACUU
Paramisgurnus dabryanus is the source of this 2782-nucleotide messenger RNA. The record is from RefSeq and is a predicted model, not a curated record. Lineage: Eukaryota; Metazoa; Chordata; Actinopteri; Cypriniformes; Cobitidae.